CAGCCGUUUGCUAGCUAGCUUUCUUUGCUGCUCGAUCUUAGUUAUUGUCGCCAUCUUCUCAACGUACUAGGGUGCCACCAUUUCGCAGCUUGAUUUUGCUCGAUUAAUUUGCUUUUAUUAGGAGAGGCUGGAUAAUUUAAGCUCCUGAUAAACACAAGCAUAUUGCAUAUAUAGAGAGGCGUUUUUUGGGGGCGGUACGUGUUUGAGGUUGGCCUGCUUGUCUGCUUUCUCUCUCUCCUCUCUCAAGGGGAAGGGGAGAGAAGUAGCUAGAGCUCGCCGUCGUCGUCGAUCGCCGCCGUCGAUCGAUUCGUCGUCGUCGUCGUCGCCGCCGUCUUCCGGUCGAACCCUCUUCAGGCGUAUAUAUGGCCAAACGGCCCAGCGUGCCCAAGUUCGGCACCUGGGAGGCCGACAAUGUCGGGUACACGCUCUACUUCGACAAGAUCCGCGAGAACAAGGGCGCCACCGCGCCGCCGCUCCGCCAUCCGUACAACCAUAACGACCCCGCCGAAAACCCCGGCGUGAUCCGCGCCGCCGACAACCUCGCCGCCGCGCCGUCCUCCAGGCCGGCGACGUCGAGCGGCCACCGCGAAUCGCAGAGGCAUCAUCAGCAGCCGCCGGGCUCCCACCAGCACCACCGGCGCUCCGGCAGCGUGGCGUCGGACCCGGGCGACUUCCAGAGCAAGUUCGCGCCGCCGCCGCAGUUCCGCCCAAGCCCAAGCCCCUCCCAAUACGAUCACCACAGCUCCGACCACCGCCAUGGCCACGGACACCACCCACCCCAUGCCGGGUACAACUGCGGCGGCGGUGGGCGCCGCGCGCCGUCGCCGUCGCCGCAGAUGCACGCGGCGUCGAGGCGGCACCACCACGGCCGCCACCACCAGCAGGUGGCGCCCAAGGCGCGGUCCGCGUCCGCCUCGCCGCAGCACAACAUAUACGGCCGCCAGAGGGCAUCGGCGGUGCCCAAGUUCGGGGUGUGGGACGAGCAGAACGGCGAGGCGGCGGCGCAGGGGUUCACGGUGAUGUUCGACAACGUGAAGCGGAGCCGAGCCGCGGCCCGGGGCGCCGGCGCGGCCGGCGUCGUCCCGCGCUCGCCGCCGCAGGAGAUAAGCGCCGCCAACAUGAGGCACUCUCGGGAUCACUCCCUCAUGUCCAAGAUGUUCGGGUGCUUCCAACCAACCACAAGAGAAUGAGGACGAACGGCGAUGUUUCUCUGAUCCGAUCCUGUACAUGUAUCAACGUAUGUGACCUUGACCUAGCUAGGUCUUGAUCAUUAUCUCCCCUUUCUUUUUCUGUGUGGUGGUCUUGGGAUGUUGGUCUUUCUUCUAUGUUCUUUCACUGGAUUGGUUUUUGACUUGAGAAAA
Oryza sativa Japonica Group (Japanese rice) is the source of this 1361-nucleotide messenger RNA. RefSeq names its product RPM1-interacting protein 4. Gene Ontology annotation, cellular component: plasma membrane. The record is from RefSeq and is a predicted model, not a curated record. Lineage: Eukaryota; Viridiplantae; Streptophyta; Magnoliopsida; Poales; Poaceae.